AUGACCAAGUUCUUUGCAGUGGUUAGACUCACUAGGUUCUUAGUGAAAUCAUCGGUUUCCUUGGGAUCACCUACCAAGCCCGCUACCAAGCUUAACCCUUCUUCAUGCCUGAGAUCAAGGGGAACCCCAAACACUUUGAAUUUGAUAGAAUGGAGGUGGUCUGCCAUUGAAAUAACAUAUGAUAAAAUCUUUGUGGAUUUCAGCUCCUUUCUGGAAGACACUGUCCGGAAUGAGAACACGGGGUAUGCCUUUAUCUGACAGAGUCACAGGAGCUAGACGCCGUAGUUUUUUAUCCUCCAUCCUUCGUAGUUUUUCAACCAGCGGGGGAACAGUGGCAUUAAAACCAGCAGUAUUACCAUCAGGAACAGAGUGAGCUGCUGGAGAAGGAGCAGGGAUAGUAGGUGGGGGAAUGUCGAACCUAGGGUUUGAUACAGGAGGAGAGGGGUUGGUGGGGUUCCGAGUAGGAAGAGGCUUGGUGAAAGGUGAGGGAGGGAUGGAGA
This is a messenger RNA of Brassica rapa (field mustard), 500 nucleotides long. RefSeq lists its product as uncharacterized. The record is from RefSeq and is a predicted model, not a curated record. Lineage: Eukaryota; Viridiplantae; Streptophyta; Magnoliopsida; Brassicales; Brassicaceae.